Durusdinium trenchii is the source of this 1165-nucleotide messenger RNA. Lineage: Eukaryota; Dinophyceae; Suessiales; Symbiodiniaceae. The record is from the annotation of a GenBank genome assembly.
AAAAAGCGUUACAGCUUACUGGCGUAAUCACAUUUAAGGACACCGUUCGCAAGCAGGCUCCCUUGUCCUAAUUUUGUAAUUGUGCGCAAUUGCAUCUCGAUUCCUUGGGUUCAAAAAUGCCUUUGUCAGGAGGAUUAAAGGUGGGAUCUUGUCCCACAUCCUUCCCAGAUGCCCGUGACUGCGGAGUAAGGAUUGGGCCACAUGGUUCGCCUUGGCUGGCAAAAAUGGCUCUGGUUUGGAGAACACCACAGUCUUGGCGAUUCGAGGCACAAAGACGAAGCUGGAGAUGAUUUUUGAUUUGGAUUUGUGGUCCUUGCAGAUUCUGGGCAUCCAGCAUUUGGCUGGGCGUUUCAUCAUUGGACUUGGAUUUCCAUACAAUGCCUUCUGGAACUCGCCGGCUUUAGGCGGCGUGCAAGUGGGCAUAAAGUCUAUUUGUUUGGCCAUCAAACAGCAUGAUUUCCAGGAAGUGAUCUCCAAUGCUUUGGCCAGAGCAAAUUUGUUUGCAACUAUCACAAAGACGUAGUUCCGGCAGCGGUGCAUGAUUUCACAACAAAAAUUUCUAGUCUGGUGUAUGGGUGGCACUCCAUGUUGCCAGGCAAGCUGUGGUUUCGAUCAAAGCGUCGAAGAUAUCAAUCUGUGCUGGACUACUUGAAGCUUCUGAAAGAGGAAGAGCCACAUCGAAAGAUCUAUGUAAGUGGACAUUCGCUUGGAGGCGGCCUAGCACAUUUGGUUGCUUCUGAACUUCAGCUGCCUGCAGUCACAUUAUCAGCUCCAGGGGUAGUGGAAACUGCGGGCCUUUUGGGCCUGGAACCCCUAGAGCUGCAGGACCUUACGGUGAAUGUGAUUCCUGAUAGAGAUCCUAUUCCUGCAAAUAGUGGCAAGCAAGGUGGUGUGACCGUUCCAAUCCCAUGCAUUGUUGGAGAGGCACCGGAGUGCCACAGGGUAUUUAACACCAUUUGCAUGCUGCUGAAGCAAUGUGGAGAUCCAAUCCAACGCAAUAUACCAUGCAACUUCUGCCCGAUGGAGGCCGAUCAUCAUCAUUCUUGCGAGCAGAAAAACAUAUUAAUAUAAUAUGGGAAGUAAUUAGGUUUUGAAGCGACUAUGAUCUAAAUAAUGGUUAAGGUGUUAAGGUUUAUUGAAAGUGUUGGAACGUAAUAGAAAGAUG